Messenger RNA from Marmota monax (woodchuck), 3815 nucleotides. It is a transcript of the gene Znf484, whose product is annotated as zinc finger protein 484. Lineage: Eukaryota; Metazoa; Chordata; Mammalia; Rodentia; Sciuridae. The record is from RefSeq and is a predicted model, not a curated record. The transcript has 5 exons. The coding region runs from base 147 to 2684 and encodes 845 amino acids. Gene Ontology annotation, biological process: negative regulation of transcription by RNA polymerase II; regulation of immune system process; regulation of cytokine production.
CGCCCCUGGAGUCCUGCUAGGGCAGGGCGGGGGGGAAUCAAAGGGAGUGGGUUGCGUUUUAAUUCCUGCGACUGUAGUCGCCGCCCAAGGCAAAAGAGAGUGCGGGUGAGCGACAGAUCUCUGCCCCUUCUCUAGAAGAGCCCAAGAUGAGCAAGUCCCUGGGACCAGUGUCUUUCAAGGAUGUAACCGUGGAGUUCAGUGGGGAGGAGUGGCAGCACCUGGACCUUGCCCAGAGAAGCCUGUACAGGGAUGUGAUGCUGGAGAACUAUUUCAACCUGAUCUCAGUGGGCUGUCCAGUUCCCAAACCAGAAGUCAUCUUCAACCUGGAGCAAGCAGAGCCACGCGUGUGGGAUGAGGAGGCCUCCGGUCAGCACUGUGCGGAUGGGGAUAUUGGUUUUGAGACUUCACAACAGAGACUGUCUGAGGAAUUUUCUUUCCAGUGUGAGAGAGUUGAUCUCUUCACAGGAGAUAACCCCUAUUCCCUUUUAGAAGAAUUGUGGAAGCAAAGGGGGAGAUGUGAAGAAAACCAGGCCACGCCUUUACGUCACGUUGUCUUCAGGGACAGGGCAGCACUAGCUGAUUCAAGGAGCUGUGGAUACCAGGACGCUGGGAAAAUUGGGCACAUAAACACACAUCUGAUUCCUUCACGAAAAGGAUUCCAUCGUGGUGAUGCCUUUGGAAAGAAUCUGAAGCUCGUUGCAAGCUUAUAUAAUCAUAAUAGAAACAAUGCAACAGAAAAUCAUGGUGAGGAUGCUGUUACUCAUACCGGUUCUCAUACGGAAGGGAGUGCUUGUGGAGGUAAGCAUUGUCGGGAACGUGGGGGUCAUAAGCAAGCUCUCACUCCACAUCUGAAAAGUCAUGCUGUGGAAAAUCUCCCUUUGUUUUCUGACUAUGUGAAAGUUUUCACUGAGAAUUCCCACCUCUUUACACAUCAGAGGAUUUAUGCUGGAGAAAAACAGCAUGAGUGUAGUAAAUGUGAGACAGUCUUCACCCAGAAGCCCCCACUUGCUACUCCUUGCAGAGUUUCUGCAGGAGAGGAGCCCUAUAAGUGUAUGGAAUUUGGGAAGUCAAGUCACCAGAAAACUCGUAAUGAGGAAAAUUACUAUAAAUUCAGUGAAUACAGAAGAGCCUUUAUCCAGAAGUCUGAUCAGUUCAGACGCCAGAGAGACCAUCCUGGAGAAAAACCCUAUGAAUUCAGUGAAUGUGUGAAAAGCUUCUCACAGAAUUCAAACCUCAGCAUAAUUAAAAAAAAUCAUACUGGAGGGAAACACUUUGAAUGUACUGACUGUGGAAAAGCCUUCACAAGGAAAUCCACACUAAGUAUGCAUCAGAAAAUUCACACAGGAGAAAAACCCUAUGUAUGUGCUGAGUGUGGGAAAGCCUUUAUCCGGAAAUCCCAUUUUAUCACACAUGAAAGAAUUCAUACUGGAGAGAAGCCCUAUGAAUGCAGCAACUGUGGGAAAUCCUUUAUAAAAAAAUCACAGCUCCAUGUGCAUCAGCGAAUUCACACAGGAGAAAAUCCUUUUAUAUGUUCACAAUGUGGCAAGGUCUUCACUCACAAGACAAAUCUCAUUAUACACCAGAAAAUUCAUACUGGGGAGAGACCCUACAUAUGUACUGAAUGUGGGAAAGCCUUUACUGACAGGUCCAAUCUCAUUAAACACCAAAAAAUUCACACUGGAGAAAAACCUUAUAAAUGCAAUGACUGUGGAAAAUCAUUCACCUGGAAGUCACGGCUCAGAAUCCAUCAGAAAUGCCAUACUGGCGAGAGACAUUACCAGUGUCGUGAGUGCGGGAAAGCCUUCAUUCAGAAGUCCACACUAAGUAUGCACCAGAGGAUUCACAGAGGAGAGAAGCCCUAUGUGUGCAGUGAGUGUGGGAAGGCCUUCUUCCACAAAUCCCAUUUUAUCACACAUGAAAGAAUCCACACUGGAGAGAAACCCUAUGAAUGCAGCGAUUGUGGGAAAUCCUUCACCAAGAAAUCACAGCUCCACGUGCAUCAGCAGAUUCACACAGGAGAGAAGCCCUACAGGUGUGCUGAAUGUGGAAAGGCCUUCACUGACAGGUCCAAUCUCUUCACACACCAGAAAAUUCACACCGGAGAGAAACCCUAUAAAUGUAGUGACUGUGGAAAAGCCUUCACUCGAAAGUCAGGCCUCCACAUACAUCAGCAGUCCCACACUGGAGAAAGACAUUACGAGUGCAGCGAAUGUGGGAAAGCCUUUGCCAGAAAGUCAACACUAAUUAUGCACCAGAGAAUUCACACUGGAGAGAAACCCUAUGUUUGUACUGAAUGUGGGAAGUCCUUCAUCCAGAAGUCACACUUAAAUAGACACAGGAGAAUUCACACAGGAGAGAAGCCCUAUGGGUGCAGCGACUGUGGGAAGUCUUUCAUUAAGAAGUCACAACUCCAUGAGCAUCAUCGAACCCAUACAGGAGAAAAACCGUAUGUAUGUGCUGAAUGUGGAAAGGCCUUCACCAUCCGAUCAAAUCUUCUUAAACACCAGAAAAUUCAUAGUAAACAGAAACCCUACAAACGCAGUGACUUUGGGAAGGCCUUUCACUGGAACGUGCAGCUCACAAGUCAACACAGUGUACCUCAGAAGUCUGACGCUGGGGAGGUGGAGUGCCCAGUGCCGCAAUCAUGGUGUGGGGGUACGAAUAAACAAGAGGCCACAGCUUGACCAAGAAGCAGGAGGUGACCAAGACCCACCCACUGCCUCUGUCUAGUCAGAAUUAUGGAUAUCUGCUUCACAUAGUGGAUGUCCACGACACGUCCAGGAAGAUACUUUGGAGGAAGUGUUUACACAAUGUACUGUGGCCAGGCUUGGUUACUGGACAGAUUGUCAGGCCCCUGAAAAUCACAGUGAAGAUGAAGCCAGAGGCAUGGUGCAUGCCUCUAAUCCCAGCUACUUGGGAGGCUGAAGAAGAAGGAUCAGAUGGGAGGAUCGCUUGAGCCCAGGAGUUUGGGUCCAGCCUGGGCAACAUAGCAAGAUCCUGUGUCCACAAAAACAAAGGAAAAAAAAAAAAAAGAAAAGGUGGCUUACAAUCUUUCUCAUUUCACUUUUUUUGAUAAGCAGCUGUCUAAACUCAGAGCUGUUGAAUUUCUCAUGCCCUGGGUAGCAAAACUUUAAUAUUGUCCAAAAAAAUAUUUCAUAAGGAGUAGAGUGGCGAGAAAAUUUUUCAUUGUCUUAGUCCCCAAAGGACACCAAAAUCAGGAUGGAAAUCAACCAAUUCAGGUCUGCAAUGAAAAGAAAUUAGAAGCUUUUGUGAAAAUUGAUACUAAAGAUACAAAGAAAGGACUCAACUCUCACCCCCCUUUUGGAAAUCACUAGUUGUUGUUCAUAGCAGUUAUUGCGUGUGCCUUGUUAGUAGCUUCCAGGAGGCCUAAAACGGGCUCCCAGUCUGUAUCUCUGAAGCAGUCAGUGAUGCAAGCAGCAGUCCUAUGACUGUUUCACAGCUGGGGCCAGGGUCCUGGAGCAGCACAGGGACCCAGACUUAGAUAACAGCACUUUGGAGCCUCAACUUUGUUCAUAGAAAACUGCACUUUCUUACUGAUUCCUGUUUGAAAAAGAGACAAAUUAAGGAAAAAAUCUGUUUCAAAACCUAGAAUACUUUCUCUCCGAUUUUGAUAGUGUAUUCUCUACAUAUUAAUUAUGUACUAGGUUACCAUGAGACAUAAUUGUAGUUUGUUAUUUUAGGAGAUAAAAUAUAGUUAAACAUUUGGAAAAGUACUCCUAUUCUUUCCCAUUCUCUACAAAUUAAUCUUAUUUUAUCAGACAAUAAAAGAAGUGCAUCAUGAUCUUCCAGAAUAA